CCUUGUUCAAAACACAGAACCGACCGCUGAGUAGCGUUCCUGCUACAACGGUAUCGCUGCAAUAAUCUGGAAAAGACACAAAGAAGGCCUGUAAACGGCAUCCAGUUCUUAUAACUUCCACAAUGGCAGAAGGAGGAGAUGUGGAGUGGGAGCUAAGCAAGGAAAACAUCCAGCCACUGCGUCGCGGCAGAGCCAUAUCAGCCUUACAUCAGGCGCUCAGUCAACAACAGGAUGGACUCAGCUCUGCAAUCAACCAGCAGCGACAGGCCUUUGAGUCUGAAUUGCGGAUGUAUGAGGGAGAUGAUCCACUUGAUGUUUGGGAUCGGUAUAUUAAGUGGACAGAGCAGACCUUCCCUCAGGGGGGCAAGGAGAGCAACCUCUUCACACUGUUGGAACGAGUCGUGACCAGAUUCACAGAGGAAAAGAAAUAUCACGACGACCCUCGCUAUGUUGACCUCUGGAUCAAAUUUGCAGAAAAUUGCCCAGAGCCCUUGGACAUUUACAGGUACAUGCAAGCACAGGGAAUAGGAGUGAAACAUGCAUCCCUCUACAUUGCUUGGUCUGAAGAAUAUGAGAAUCAGGGCAACUGUCGCAAAGCAGAUCUGGUUUACCAAGAGGGAUUCAAGAAAUGCGCAGAGCCCCAUGAUAAGCUCCUGCAGUUUCACAAGGCUUUGCAGGCACGUGUGUCACGACAGGUGAUGAUGAAUGUGGAGGAGGACGAUAGUGACGAUGAGCCUAAACAACCUGAGAGAGUUUCUUUAGCUGACCUCAAACAUAGGGGGAAGAAAAAGGCCAUCGCCCCCAUCAACAGAGUUGGGUCUGCAAUCAGAAGUAUUUCUGGAGGCCUGCAGUCACACGGCGCACCUGUCCUUGGCAAUGUUUCAAACAGUCGGUUGGUGAUCUUUGACGAGAGCAAGGCUCAGAGUGCCGGCCCUUCAGAGCCUAGGUUGGAGUCCUGGGUGGCCCCUCCCACUUCCAGAGCAAAGGAGAAUGAGCAGAAGACGGAAAAAUGGUGUGAUGUCAAGAUGCCCCAGAAGACCAAAUUCGGACAUACUGUAAUGGCCCCACCACCUCCCAAACCCACCUUCCAACCAUUUGUUGAGGAGUCAGACCAGCCUCCAACAAUGACUCCUUGUAAGAUCAACCCGGCCGUGAACACAGUUUUAUCAGCACGUAAGCCCUGCAGAGAGGAAACUCCUCUAAAGAGACUACAGGAGCACCAUCAGCAGCAGAAGGAAGCAGAGUCAGGAAAACUACAGGAGCAAAGCAUGUACUGUAAAGAGCUGUUGCUCAGCGGCGCCACAGAAUUCUGCUUUGAGGAGCUGCGCGCUGAACGCUACUUCAAAAAAAUGACACAGGAGGUCAGAGGUCAAAAGGAUCAAGCUAGUGCCAGUGUUUCAAACUGAUGCAGUUGCACUGAUGAAGAAGACUGACUUUUUGAUUGCUCUUUUCUUUUUUUAUAUGAAUUUCUACCUUAAUUUUUUAUCUGCAAGUAUCAUGUAGUUACUGCUAUGUUUUGUUUGUUAUCCUGCUGUAAAUAUUUUGCUUGUAGAGAUCCAGUUACUCAGAAAGGUAAGAAGACAAGAGGGGUAAACCUUUUUAGAAACGCUUAUUUUUGUUGUGUUGGAUUCAUUAUAAUAGUGCAGGGGGACCAAAUAACACCCGUACAAUUUAAUUUAAUCCAGUACAAAAUACCACAAAAUUGACAAUAGUGUGGAAUUAACAUGUACACAAACAACAAAACAGGCUUCACAGCAGUUCUGAAAGACCUGCUGGAUUGGAUUUAUACUGUUACGUGUCUACACCUUGUACUUUGUAAAUACUAACACGUUUGAUCACAACUCAAGUCUCUAGUGCAGAAAUACGACUUACAUUUAUUACUAAUUUCCUAAUUACUCUGUUUAUUUCUCUUAAUUGCAUUGUUCUUCAGAACAGUGUUUUUUUAUGUGUGCUGUCUCUUUGAAACUACAGUUGGUAACUUUUAUUAAAAUAACUCAUAUUUGCUGAAAUUGUCACUAUAUUCUGAAAGAAGUACAUGAGACGGAUAGUAUAUGAAAACAGAUGUGCCUCCUUCUUUUCCUACUGCUUCUAAUGGCAUUCACUAUAAUCUACACAUCUGUCGGGACACACCGAAAACCAGCCAGAGCUGAGGAGUUUCUAACGGAGCUGUUAGUCCUGUCAAUCACUGCUCGAGAACUUGUGUCAAACCAACUACUAUUUCUUCCCUCAAAUGUUUUCAGAAAACAUAUUUUAGUGCACUGUGUAGCUGUAAAAUGAGAACAUUUGUGACCCAGAUGAAAGCAAUUGACCAGAGUACCAAGCACUGCCACUAGCCAGACCAACUUUCUUGUUUUACAACUAAACAGUGCACUGAAAUAUGUUUCUGAAAACAUUUGAGGUGAGAAAUAGGCAAUGCAGGUACAAAAUCUUGAUUCAUAUUUGAUCAGCGCUGCCCAGGUUAGCAGUUUGACCGCAGUUGUUGACAGCUGCGUUAGACCCUCCGCAGCUGUAAUUAGUUACUUUUAAUUCACAUGCAGUAAGACCAUCCUAAUGAUGUGAGCUCAACAUUCUGUUUUGCUGUCUGUAUCAGUCUGGAUUCAGUACUCCCCCAACACUUUCCAAAAAUUAAAAUUAAAUCGGAGCCAAUCAGGGAUUUGCACCGUAGUUGACAAUGUAAGCAGCCAAUCAGGGACUGCGUCGUAGUUGACAAACUGAUACAGAGAGCGAAACAGAAUGUUGAGCUCAUGUCAUCAGGAUGGUCUAAUCACGCUACAUUAGAAGUGCUACAAGGCAAUCGAGUAUGAUUUUUUUCACUUAUUUGUCUCAUUUAUUGCUGUGUAAAUAUAGUUUCAGCAAAUGUGACGAGUUUGGGUUUUUUUAAAAUAAAAGUUACCAACUGCAGCUUUAAUUUGAUCUAUUUUGUCCACUAUUUCUUUAACAGAUGCCUCAGUACAUUCUGAUUGUCCCAGUCUGACUGAAAAGUUGCUUUUUGGCCAUGUGACACUGGUGUUCAAUAAACGUGUUAAAUGUCUGGCU
Epinephelus fuscoguttatus (brown-marbled grouper) is the source of this 3036-nucleotide messenger RNA. It is a transcript of the gene bub1bb, whose product is annotated as BUB1 mitotic checkpoint serine/threonine kinase Bb. Gene Ontology annotation, molecular function: protein binding; protein kinase activity. The transcript has 9 exons. Gene Ontology annotation, biological process: mitotic spindle assembly checkpoint signaling; meiotic sister chromatid cohesion, centromeric. The coding region runs from base 123 to 1406 and encodes 427 amino acids. The record is from RefSeq and is a predicted model, not a curated record. Lineage: Eukaryota; Metazoa; Chordata; Actinopteri; Perciformes; Serranidae.